Lindgomyces ingoldianus is the source of this 663-nucleotide messenger RNA. RefSeq lists its product as uncharacterized. The record is from RefSeq and is a predicted model, not a curated record. Bases 1 to 663 code for a protein of 220 amino acids. The transcript has 3 exons. NCBI's taxonomy places the organism in Eukaryota, Fungi, Ascomycota, Dothideomycetes, Pleosporales, Lindgomycetaceae.
AUGUCAGACAACGAAGACGAUAUGUUCAGGGUCAGCGAAGAUUUGAUCCCUUCAGCUGUUAUCAAGCCUGCCGGCAUCUCGGAGGUAGAUUUCGACGGACUUUUAUCACCGUCUUUGAAGCUGCAUGAAGAUAAGAAAAAUGGAUGUGGAGGGCAGCUAUGGCCGGCAGGCAUGGUAUUGAGCAAGUACAUGCUAAGGAGGCAUAGAGAAAACUUGGCGGGAAAGGAGAUUGUUGAACUCGGCGCAGGCGGUGGACUUGUUGGCCUAGCCGUAGCACUUGGCUGUCAAACCACCACCACAAUCCACAUAACCGACCAGCUCCCCAUGUUCGACCUCAUGAAAGAAAACAUAUCUCUCAACAACCUGUCCUCAAAAGUCACCGCAGUAAUCUAUGACUGGGGCUCUCCCACCCCGCCCACUGUGCCAAUUCACCCGGAUGUGAUUCUCGCGGCUGAUUGCGUGUACUUUGAGCCAGCCUUUCCGCUCCUCCAGCAAACGCUUAAGCAUCUGAUCGGCGAGAGGACAAUAUGCUACUUUUGCUUCAAGAAGAGAAGGAGAGCAGAUCUGCAGUUUAUGAAGGCUGCGAGGAAGAUGUUUGAAGUAAGGGAGGUACAGGAUGAUCUGGAUAGGGAGGUAUAUUCAAGGGAGAACAUCUUCUUGUAA